UUUGGCUUCAAUUAGCAACAUACGAAGGUAUCAGAUAAAAGUAAGAAAAGAAAAAUGAGGGUCCUCGGCAUUUUACUCAUCUUUUUUGUUCUAUGGACGAAUUCACAGUCAAGUAGACUUGAAAUCGGCCGCUCUAAAGGGGGAUUUCUAGGAUUUGGCGGCUCUUUAAAACCAACUGUAGACAGCAUAUUGUGUAGAGUCAAGACUAUUACAGAUAACACAGCUGAUCAAGUUCAGUCAGCUUGUGCAGACCUGCCAGGAAAUAUUGUUGCAGUGGUAAAAGAAGCUAAGAUAACAUGUAAAACAACAACAAGAGGUUUGAAAUCUCUCUCCAAUAAAUUAGCAAAGUAUUGUCAAGACUCAACAAUAAAUCUUCCAACUACAACGACGACAACUGAUCUUCCAACUACAACGACGACAACCGAUACUCCAACUACUACGACAACAACCGAUCUUCCAACUACAACGACGACAACCGAUCCUCCAACUACAACGACGACAACCGAGAGACCUAAAACAUGCGAAGAACUGUAUCCAGGAUAUAUUGAAAGAUGUAAUGAAAUCUGCUUAAAAGACAGUAGAUAUAUCUAUCUGGGAGGAGAAUGCAAACUCUUUGAAUUUAAUGGUGUAUCAUGCUUUUGUACCAGAGUUACGAAAUGUGAAAAUUAUCAAAAUACAACGUGCCAGAAUAAGUGCCGAAAGAAAACAGCAAACGACGGCUAUUGCAGAGUUCCUGAAAGGAACAUCCCUUGCGCAUGCCGUAUCCAUAUCAAAUAUGACAACUCUUCUAACUAUGAAUAUCCUGAAGAGAUUCGUUAUGAAAAAGACGCUGACAACCACAAAUAAUUUUGCUCCGAA
Messenger RNA from Argiope bruennichi, 858 nucleotides. RefSeq names its product integumentary mucin C.1-like. The transcript is spliced from 13 exons. Lineage: Eukaryota; Metazoa; Arthropoda; Arachnida; Araneae; Araneidae. Bases 55 to 846 code for a protein of 263 amino acids. The record is from RefSeq and is a predicted model, not a curated record.